Messenger RNA from Caenorhabditis auriculariae, 5225 nucleotides. Lineage: Eukaryota; Metazoa; Nematoda; Chromadorea; Rhabditida; Rhabditidae. The record is from the annotation of a GenBank genome assembly.
AUGAUGAAGAUGGUUGGAUCAGUUCGAAUGACAUUGAGAACAUUUUAUUAUGUUCAGUUAUUCGAUUAGCAUCGAAUAAGGAUGGACGGCUGAGCAGUGAAAAAGUUACAUUUGAGACGCGCCGGACCAAAAACGACUUGCGCGUUGGGAAGCUUCAAGACGGUUUUUUGUAGUCGUGCUUCUAACCGAAACGCUAUGAGCCAUUUCAAAAGCGACUCGUCUUUGAAUUUAAAAACAUUGAGAAAGCAAGAAAUUUCUAUAAAAACACCUAGCAACCGGUUAUUUAUUGUUUCGUUCUCGAAAAUUCUCAAUCAUGUACGUUGCUCGAGGCAGAGGGUAUUCCGUGUAAAAUCUUCACUCGAAGUGGUCGCUCUCAUUCUGAGGCUUCCAGCUUGAGCACGGUCUCCGGGCUCCAGCUACACCAUCCACUACAUUCUGAGCUCGUCAAGGCGAAACUGGAUGGACUACGCGCAGAAGAACGGGGCAAAGAAGCGUAAGACCAUGCUUUCAACUCUUUCGACUACACGUUCGGACUUCUAGUUCGCCAAAGGCGGUUGUUCGUUAUAGCUUUCGAAGUUCUUGUUCACCGCCUAGUCGAUUACAUCAGACUAGAACAACAAAAUAAAUGAUUUGAUUCGAUUUUAUUUGGUUUUUUACUGUGUUUUGAAGCUUCAUUUGACAAGAAAUUUUCAAAAUGCGACGGCUCUUAAUAACGUAAAGAAGGGAGCAAAAAGAACAUUUUAAUUAUUCGUUCAAAAAUUACGUAGUAUGAAAAAACACCAACGAGCAUAUUUAAAGAUGCUAAAAAGGGAAUGUGAACAUAGUUCCCUCACACUUUUUGAAAUAUCUUGGAAAGUCGUAUACCUGCGAGAACCAAAAGAAAACCUUGAUCUAAUCUAUCGACGUGUUCCCCUAGGUUAAGUUGUAAAAUGACGUGAAGCCCGUCGACAUUUCUAAAGCUGCACUGCGGUGCGAAACGAUGUCUACGAAAAUCAAGCAACUUACACCGGGAAAGGUCCCUUCUUUUCAUUUUUCGACCCAUUUAAAAUCUUCAGUAAAAUACGGGGUCUACUUUUUUCCUUCCGAGUCUUAAUGAAUUCAAAUCGAGAUCACUUGUUUCAGGACAACAAACAAUUUUUACGCUUAUCAAUCACCUCAUUUUCCAAAAUUUCUGUGAACAAAUCUCUCCUAAUCUGAUUAUUUACUGCAUUUUCUCUUUGAAAAAAAGGGAGCUUUUAGACGGUAGCCGGCCGGUGGACGAUCCAGAAGCUUUUGGGAAAAGGUUCAUGUGGCGUCGUUUUCCAGGUCGUCGACUCGAAACGAAAAGGAUACUGUGCUGCGAUGAAGGUUGAAAAAUCAAUAACUAGUGAAACUAAAGUUCUGAAUACAUCAAUUGAGAAACAAUUCUAAUGAAAUAUAACCUUGUCAAAAUUAAAAAAGUUCAUUCCUCUACAAGAAAAAAAAUGCGAUCAGGACAAAAAAGUGGGAAAAAAUAAUCGCGACUGGCGAUCACUUAUGAAUAUUUAAUCGAUAUUCGAAUUUGCUGCUCUGUCAGUUUUGAAACUUUCAAUACUUUCGAAACGGGUCAGGAUGCCCAAAAAUGUACGAAAUAAACACUUUGAUAGUCUCAACUUUCCCAAUCUCCUAGUUUUCGAGAAGUAAGGAACUGAAUCCUCAAAAUCGCCCACUCUAUUCCUUUUUGAUGCCUUUUUCCGAAAUUAAGAGUCCAAAAUAAGGAUUUCUGUAAGUUGAGACUUCUAAAUUUUUAUUUUUGUACAUCUAUACAAAUCCUGGCCAAUUUUCAGAAAAUCCCCAAACGCGAAAUUAAAUUUUUUUCAGCACCCUAAAUUGUGUAGAGGGACUCAAAAAAUCAAUUUUAUCUUAAAAUGAUCAUUCCAGGUCGAAUACUUGAGUCCCGAAUACGAUCCGACGCUGAAACUCGAAGUCGGGGUCUUGAAGAAGCUGAACGGAUCUCGUGACGUCAUGAAACUGAUUGACUUCGGGAAAAGAUCAAAUUAUGCGUAGGUGGACGUUCUGAAGAGAGAGAAGAGUGUUGGACUUGUGGAGGUACAUGGUGACGACGCUGUUCGGAAUGGACUUGAUCUCCUUGAGAACGAAGAUCAAACGCGGGUUUAAUGACGCCUCCGUCCUGAGGGUCGCCGUGUUUGUUCUCUCGGCCAUCAAACAGGUGCAAAAUUUAACCUGUAGUGUGUCUAUUUUCAGAGGCUCACGUUUCAAAAGCACAGUAGGGGGAAAAGCUACCGUAAAUAGAACUUUUUUUGCAAGAUUACUCUAAAAACUGCUUAAAAAACAGCAAAGAACAAAUUUUUUGAAGCAAAAUGAAAAGAAAUUUUAUCUAGUUUGGCAUAGAUUCCGUGUAUUUUCUUCAUUCCGUGUAUUUUCUUCAUUCCGUGUAUUUUCUUCAUUCCGUGUAUUUUCUUCAUUCCGUGUAUUUUCUUCACUCGAAGUGGUAGCUUUCUCAAUCGGCCGAGGCUACCCUAGAGUGUACACGGAGUCCGUGCCCGAGCCCCACCAUCAUCGCCGUGCCCGUACCCGCGAAACUGAGGGAUCUACUUGUGGAAGAACGAGGCGAAGGACCGUAAGACCAUGAUUUCAAUCCAAUCGACUACACGUUUUGACUUCUUUUUCGCCAAAGGCGGUGUUAGUGCCGCUCAAAAGAGCAAUUUUUUCACCGCCUAGUCGAUUUCAUCUGACUAAAAAGGAGAAAAAAUAAAUAAGCUGGAAUGGGCUAUAAAAACUCUUGGGCUGUUAUAAAUAAGCGUUGUUAUUAGUUAAUGAUCACUAUAGCGUUUUAUAUAGUCUGUGCGCUACGACUUGGAAUUUCACGAAACGACAUUCCGCUGUGCCGCUGCGUGCCUUUGCGAUCCUUGGUCGCGCUUUUACUUUUUUUUUUUUUUCAUCAAUGUACUCUACUUUCAUGUCUCAUAGCAAUAAACAUCAAUUGAAAGCGUGCCCUAGAUUCGAAAGACGCUUCGCGAACGCACGCAGCGGAACAGCGGAAUGUCGUUCGGCGAAAUUUCAAGUCGUGGUACACAGACUAUAACAACGAAAUGUCUCAAAAUUAUCUUCCAUUUGCAUCUAUGACUUGUCCCCAACUUCCAUCUGAGAAUGAAUGUCCGAGCUUUCGAAUGGAAUACAACUAGAUGAACCCAACUCUCUAACAAUAAUGUUUUCUGGGGUUGAAGCUCCACGAAGUCGGCUAUGUUCACCGUGACAUAAAACCUGGAAACGUCAUGACGGCUGGAGCGACCGGCCGCGACUCCCGAACCUUUUGCGUCAUCGAUUUCGGUUCAUUCUAUUUUAUAUUCUGCCAUCUUAUCUGAACUUGACAAUUUUCGUGGUCUAAAAACAUAUUUAAAAGAAUUUUUCAAGCGCCAACUUUCAUUGAUCCAAGCGUAAUGACUUUUUUUUCCUUUUUCCUCUGACUGAAAAUUUCAAAAAGCAUAUAACUAGGGAACCUUCUUUUUACAGGAGAUAAGCAAGAGAAGAAAAUUCUCUUUUUCUCUGGCCUCUCUUUGCGACUUUGUUUUUAUCUUUCCUCAACUUAACAGAGACCGACUUUUUCAGUCAUUUUCUUUUUUAUGUUAAAAAUAAAUGGUAGAACGAUCACUAGAAAAAAAUCACAAAUAUCCUGUUUUUGCCGAUUUUCGAAUUAUCAUUCCAAGGAAUGGCUCGAGCCUACGUUGUCGAAAGCAAAGGCAAACGGAAACUCCGACCAAGAAGGGCGUCAAUUUUGCUCCGUGGCACAGUACGGUACUGUUCGCUGAGUGUUCAUGCCAGGAACGAGCAGGUGCGAAGGUCCAAGUGGACCUCUUUCUGAGAUCCCUGUUUCAGAGUAGAGCAGAUGACCUCGUGGCGAUGAUGUAUAUGCUGGUGGAGAUCACGUUAGGAGUUCCUUGGCGAGACGCCAAAGAUGAGCAGAUCGUCAUCAAAAUGAAGAAGGAAACGUCGAUUGACGAACUGUUCGCGGCCCGUUUUUUUUUUCUUUUUUUGUUGGAAAGGAAAAUUAUUAAUGAACAGAAAGCUAAGGAAAGAAAGUUGAAGUUCUCGAACAGGGAAACUUUUCCUAAGGUUGAUUCGUUUUGCAGAAAAAUUUUGAGCUGAAACCGAAAUCGCAUAAAUUCGUGUCCCCAAAAAUUAUCAAAAAAAAAUCAUAAUACCUUUGAUCAUAUUUUUUGAAAAUUUCGACGCUCGUGGCCCUGAAAAUCUCUGACUGCAAGCAUUAUUAACUUAGCAGUAUUUAUAUUUUCUCGAUUUUCAGGAUCUACCGGAGGAGUUGAAGACAAUUUAUAACUACUUGCAAUCGCUUCGAUAUCAAGACAGACCAGAUUAUUUCAAAGUUUAUGACUUGGUCAGUCUUUUUUUCUACUGGGUUGUUCAUUGCACUCUAAAUUUUUAGAUUUUUCCGAAUAUUUUUUCAAAAAAUCUUUUGAUUUUUCAAAGUUUGAAACUUUAAAGGUCAUUUUUAGACGUCUUGUGGAAAAAACGAGGCUUUGAUGCUGUUUUUCUAGAAAUAAGGGGCUCUUAAAAUGGUAAUUGGUAGGGUAUUCAUCUGAUACUUCAAGGCCAAAUUUCAAAAUUCCGAAGAUCGAAAAUGACGAACUUCUGCCGUUACAGUUGAUGCAGGCCAUGAAACGACUACAGAUCAAUUUUCUCGACCCGUACGAGUGGGAAGACGCCGAAAUGGAGCGGGACUCGAACGAGUCGGGCAAUCCGGAGGAGAAGAACUUGCCGGUCGAGACGCCGUUGACGUCUCCAGUCACGAUUUCUCCUUUGGUGACGCCUUCUACGCCUUCUGCGCCGUCGUCCGCCCCGAAGCCCGCCGAAAUCGGGCCGCCCGUCGAGGAAAUCAACACGGCCGUCGACUACGACCCCAAGGAGUUGCAGACCAAAAAACCGUUAUCAAGUUAGUUUUCUGUUUCAAAAAUGGUUGCUGUGAUGUUUGGAAAGGUAUAGGCGGGUUUGAAGAAGGUCUUUCAGCGAAGAGCCCUUUUUAUUGUUCUUUCAAAACAAAAUAUAACAGAAACUCUAAAAAUGGCUGCGCGAUGGCUUCAGUUGUGAAGAAAAAUCAAGUCAAGUUUGAAAAAAUCUUCAAUUAUUUUUUAUAUCCAUUUCAAAGGACUUUUCCAGGAGAAGAACUACAAUUCCUCUACUUUCCUGAAUUGCGCGAGAAAAAAUUCCGUGAGGUGCUUUUAGAAAUCUGA